AUGUGGACCACAACCUCCGGCUUACGGGGCAAGAAGCUCCAUCUUGCCAUCACCUUUACAUCCGUCGUUGGAUUCUCACUUUUCGGUUAUGAUCAGGGUUUGAUGUCUGGUAUCAUCUCCGGUGACCAAUUCACAAAAGAAUUCCCCCCUCUCCAUGGUGACUCCGAGCACGUCGCCGUCCUUCGUGGCGCGGUCACUGCCUGUUACGAACUUGGUUGUUUCUUCGGUGCUAUCUUCACUAUGAUCUACGGUCAACGCAUUGGCCGCACUCCUCUCCUGGUGACCGGUGGUCUCCUUAUGAUCCUCGGUACUGUUAUCUCUACUGCUGCAUUCGGCCCCCACUGGGGACUGGGCCAGUUCGUUGUUGGACGUGUCAUUUCCGGUCUUGGAAACGGCAUGGACACCGCUACUAUUCCCGUGUGGCAGUCUGAGUGUUCGCGCGCUCACAACCGUGGUUUCCUCGUCUGCUUCGAGGGUGCUAUCAUCGCCGUUGGUACCUUCAUCGCCUACUGGCUUGAUUUCGGUCUCUCUUAUGUCGACAGCUCUGUUCAGUGGCGGUUCCCCGUCGCCUUCCAGAUUCUGUUUGCUAUUCUCGUCACUGUUGGUGCUCUCAUGCUCCCCGAGUCGCCUCGUUGGUUCGUUAUGCAGGGUCAUGACCAGGAGGCCCUUCAAGUCCUCGCUCAGCUUAACGACAGUGAUAUCGAUGCGGAUGACGUGCUUGCCGAUUUCAACCUCAUGAAGGCUGAUCUUAAGGCUAUGCAGAGUGUUGAGGCUAGCAGCUGGGGUAUUCUCUUCACUGGUGGUAAGACUCAGAACUUCCAGCGUAUGAUGAUCGGUUGCUCUGGCCAGUUCUUCCAGCAAUUCACUGGUUGCAACGCCGCUAUCUACUACUCGACCCUGCUAUUCCAGCAGAACUUGCAUAUGACCGGCAAGCUUCCCUUGGUUCUAGGAGGUGUUUUCGCCACUGUCUACGCUCUGGCCACUAUUCCAUCCUUCUUCAUGAUUGAGAGGGUCGGUCGCCGUAACCUCUUCUUGAUUGGUUUCCUCGGCCAGGGUCUCAGUUUCAUUAUCACUAUGGGUUGCCUCAUCGACUCGAGCGCGCAGAGCGCUAAGGGUGCCAUUGUCGGUAUCUUCCUGUUUAUCUGCUUCUUCGCCUUUACUACGCUGCCUCUGCCCUGGAUCUACCCCCCGGAGAUCAACCCUCUCCGCACCCGUACCAAGGCCGCCUCCGCUUCCACCUGUGUGAACUGGAUCACCAACUUCGCCGUCGUCAUGUUCACUCCUGUGUUCUCCAACCAGUCCGACUGGGGUAUCUACCUAUUCUUCGCGCUUGUUAACUUCAUCGCCAUCCCCUUCGCCUGGUUCUUCUACUGUGAGACUGCCGGUCGUGAUCUCGAGGAAGUUGAUAUCAUCUUCGCCAAGGCCCACGUUGAGGGCAAGUGGCCCUACCAGGUCGCACAGCAGCUGCCUAAGCUCUCCAUUGCCGAGAUUACUCGGAUGCAAAAUGAUCUGGGUCUUGAUACCCCCGACCACCAGGUCAUCUCCGAAGCCGAGAAGGCUGAGACUGCCAUGAGCAGCGGCAGUGAGACCAAGCACGAAGAGUAA
Molecule: messenger RNA, 1605 nt
Organism: Penicillium expansum
Lineage: Eukaryota; Fungi; Ascomycota; Eurotiomycetes; Eurotiales; Aspergillaceae
Product: Major facilitator superfamily domain, general substrate transporter
Exons: 1
Coding region: 1-1605 (534 amino acids)
Biological process (GO): carbohydrate transport; transmembrane transport
Cellular component (GO): membrane
Molecular function (GO): carbohydrate:proton symporter activity
Source: RefSeq, a predicted model, not a curated record